Micropterus dolomieu (smallmouth bass) is the source of this 4010-nucleotide messenger RNA. Its product is annotated as gamma-aminobutyric acid receptor subunit beta-2. Gene Ontology annotation, biological process: monoatomic ion transmembrane transport; signal transduction; chemical synaptic transmission. The coding region runs from base 190 to 1767 and encodes 525 amino acids. Gene Ontology annotation, cellular component: synapse; GABA-A receptor complex; membrane. The transcript is spliced from 10 exons. The record is from RefSeq and is a predicted model, not a curated record. NCBI's taxonomy places the organism in Eukaryota, Metazoa, Chordata, Actinopteri, Centrarchiformes, Centrarchidae. Gene Ontology annotation, molecular function: extracellular ligand-gated monoatomic ion channel activity; neurotransmitter receptor activity; GABA-A receptor activity.
AAUCUUGGUUCUCCUUUAAAUUUUUCUCCGUGGCUGGGUACUACAUCUGCCACUACCAUCAGCAGCAGCGCUGCUUCUUGAUGUUGUGGUCGGGAAUACGCAUGCGCCCGGCAUUGGAAUUACUGCACUGGCAAGAAUAAGUUGGACCUCGUCUGUCUUGACAAAAAGAAAAAAACACAUAACAUAAGUAUGGCAGUGUUCAGAAUAAGAAGAAUGAGGUGUUUUUGCGUCUUGCUGUUCCCUCUCGUAGUGGCCGUGGCGUGCGCCCAAAGUGCCGGUGUCAGUGACCCUAGCAAUAUGUCUUUGGUUAAAGAAACGGUGGAUAGACUGUUGAAAGGUUAUGAUAUACGAUUGAGGCCAGAUUUCGGAGGUCCUCCGGUUGGAGUGGGAAUGAAUAUAGACAUAGCCAGCAUAGACAUGGUAUCAGAAGUCAAUAUGGACUACACUUUGACGAUGUACUUCCAGCAGGCCUGGCGAGACAAGCGGCUGUCCUACUCUGAGAUCCCCCUCAACCUGACCUUAGAUAACCGGGUGGCUGACCAGCUCUGGGUCCCCGACACCUACUUCCUCAAUGACAAGAAAUCGUUUGUCCAUGGCGUCACAGUAAAGAAUAGAAUGAUCCGACUACACCCAGAUGGUACCGUACUGUACGGUCUAAGGAUCACUACCACCGCUGCUUGUAUGAUGGACCUGAGAAGGUAUCCACUGGAUGAGCAAAACUGCACACUCGAAAUAGAGAGUUAUGGUUACACUACAGAUGACAUUGAGUUCUACUGGCGAGGAGGAGACAAUGCUGUGACGGGGGUGGACAAGAUUGAACUGCCUCAGUUCUCCAUUGUCGAUCAUAAGCUCAUCUCCAAGAACGUCGUCUUCUCCACAGGUGCUUACCCUCGUCUGUCCCUGAGUUUUAAGCUGAAGAGAAACAUUGGGUACUUCAUCCUGCAGACAUACAUGCCUUCUAUACUUAUCACCAUCCUCUCCUGGGUCUCCUUCUGGAUCAACUAUGAUGCCUCUGCAGCCAGAGUGGCUCUAGGUAUUACCACCGUGCUCACCAUGACUACUAUUAACACCCACCUGAGAGAAACCCUCCCCAAAAUCCCCUAUGUCAAGGCCAUAGACAUGUACCUCAUGGGCUGCUUUGUCUUUGUCUUCCUGGCUCUGCUGGAGUAUGCACUGGUAAACUACAUUUUCUUUGGACGGGGCCCUCAGCGCCAGAAAAGGGCAGCUGAGAAGACAGCUACAGCUAACAAUGAAAAGAUGAGGAUGGAUCCUAACAAGUGGCUGGUGGGGAAUGUAGUUGGCAGAGAUGAUACCCUGUAUGCAAGAAUGAAACAAAGGGAUCUUGAUGGUCAUGACUCGAUGUGGGAACCAAUCUUUGUGGAUGACGCAGCAAUUGGACUUGGUGAUCAAAAGAAUAAGAUGGACCCACAUGAAAACAUCCUUUUGGGAACCCUGGACAUCAAAAACGACAUGGGGGUUUCAGAGCUGGCUUUGGGUCUCAACGACCCACGAAAUACCAUGCUGACAUAUGACAGCUCAACUCUACAGUACCGCAAAGCAGGGCUGGCCAGGCACAACUUUGGCCGAAACACGCUGGAGUGCCACAUGACUCAAAAGAAGAGCCGACUACGGAGGCGCGCCUCACAGCUAAAGAUCACCAUCCCAGACUUGACUGACGUAAAUUCUAUUGACAAAUGGUCGAGGAUAAUCUUCCCAACUGUCUUUUCCUUCUUCAACAUUGUUUACUGGCUUUACUAUGUCAAUUAAAAGAAAAAAAGACAUCAGUGAGAGCAAGAACAAACAGCAAAAUAUGUUGCUCAUUUCUUGUUUGUAUCUGGUUUGUUUUUUGAUUUUACGUGAUCUUGUAACACUGGGCUGAAUUUCUAUAUUCAGGACUGGAUCCAUCAUAUCUUGGAAACCACAUUUGCUGGCUAACACGUGAAAACCUUAUAGAAGAGAGAUUACAAACAUAUAAGGUGCCUGUUCCUGAGUAAUUGUUUAAAUUUUACAUAUUUUAUGAGUUGUGUAUCUUGCCAUUUUUUUAAAAAUGUUUGUCUGCAUAUUUUUAUGUUUUUAUUAUUUUAGAUUUACAGCAUACAUAAUUCAUUGACAAAAUAUAUCAGUUAGAUAGAAAUUGACAUAUUUAAAAGACCGUUUACUUUCACUGACACUACUUAAAAAGUGCUGAAGCAGUUUUCAGGUCAACAGGGUUUUGUGUCAAAGAAACAAAAUGUAUUGUUACUACAAUUCAUUUCAUACUAAUAAUAAAAGGGCCUAAAGUUCACAAUUUACAAUAUCAUGUUAUGUGAAAUAAAUUUCAGAUCAACCUUUUUUCUACUUUAGUACAUUGGGAGUACUAUAUCAUUUAUUUCUAAGCAUGUUCUCAGUUCAAAAGCCUUUUAAAUAAGGUGGCAAGUGAUAUCAACUAAGAUCAUUCCAAAACUUCCAGGUUUUAACUCAGAUUGCACUCAAGAAGCCUGUUGAUGGUCAAAAAUGGCAUAAUGUAAAGCAGUAUGAAGCUAAUACAGCAUCAUUAUUGUGUUCUGUGUCAAAAAAACAUAAAGAGAGGAAGAGAAAUAUAUAAGAAAGACAAUAUCAAAAUAGUUGUCUUUAGCCAAACUGGUUUUACUAUAAAUAAUGGAUUUUACCACAAAGCAGAUACAUAGCAUUUAGUAUAGAUAUAAUAUGGCCUUCAAAAUUCUAUCCUCACUUUGUUGUUGUGAAACCCUGACAAGAAACUACUUAAAAGGCACUUUAUUAGCUAUGAUAAUUAUUUUGUGGUUCAAGAAGAACACAGAUGGGGAAGCUAAAAGGACUCCAUUGGUCCAUAGAAAGGCAGAGUGCAUUAAAAGCACAAAAGUCAUCAAAUAUCAGCUUUUGACAUCAUUAUUUUCUAAUGCAAAUGAUUUUUCUUUUUUUGCCAAUUAGUUCAUGUAUUGUAUCUGCCUCCCAAGCCAGAAUAUUCAAAUUAUUAUAGAUUUAAGAUCUCUUAGUCAUAUGUUGUUUCCAGAUUGAAAAAUGGGUUUGUAAUCAUAAGACAUAGCCCUAUAUCCAAAAUGAACUUAUAACAGAUAAUUACAGAUUAUUUACUAUUGAUGCUGUGCUUUUGACUAUAUGUCCACAAGACAGAUUUUAUAAGAGAUUUUGCACACAAGUUCUUAAAAGCCAUAGAGGCUGUACCGUAGUUCUUCUAACACCUGGUGCUUAUGGGGGCUGUCUUAAGAGGAACUAAUAUGACUAUGAUCACACUUUAUGUUUCAAUUACAACAAGGUUAAAAUGUAAAAAUACAACUGCUGUAAUACACAAGAGUGUCAUAUCCCCCUUUCCAUAGAUUUGCCACACUGUCCGUAUGAAUGGAUUCUGUGUAUGCUGAAAAGAGGUCAUAACACCAAAGUACCAACUCAUUUAUAAAUGAAUGCAAAUCUCUUGGAAUUCAAGUCUGAGGAGCCAACAUAAUAAGUUUGUUGGAGUAGCUGUGAAUGACAAAGUCUCAUAUGUGAAAUUCUACCGACAUGAAAAUUGUUGAAGACAUAGAAAGGAAGAUGAGGUAACUCCAGAUACCUUUCAAAAAUCCCAGUGAAAUGAGAACUGGAGCCUUUCUCUCAUAUGCUUCAUUUGAGUUCACCAAAACCAAUGAUUGGAUUUCAUUUCUCCUGGUAUACCAUUCAUUUUGAUUGUGGAGGUGAAUACAUUUAUAUUCUAAUUGUUUAAUUAAAAUGUAGCCACAUAUGGUUAUGUCUCACUGCAUGCUCUGUACAGUAGUAACUCCUCGAUAUUCUGUUCUGGAUCACCUUCUCCUUGCUCACUGAAUUGCUUCAUUUCAUUUGUGCUUUUUGUGUUGAAUUCACCUCACAAAUGAGCAUACAUAAGUCUGUAAUUACAAUUUAUAAAACAUAUGUCUGAUUGGUAUUGCAAAUAUAGUAUUGAUCAUGAUAUUAAAAUGUUUAAUGACUGUUUUAAGAAUGACAAAACAAUGCUUUUUAACAAACACUUUGAUCCAAGUAUUGAA